UUUAACCUUGUGACCUCUCGAAGGCUGGUGUUAGGAAAUGGCUUCAUCUUUAACGUGAACAAGGCACCCGCCUGGCCUGUUUGCUGCUCCGCGUUGCGCCCAGGCGCGUGCGGCGGGCUGGACCGGGCCGUGGGGCCGUGCGGCAGGGGAGGGCCGCUGCCGGGAGCACUUGGGGGAUGCCUCUGGGCGCGCCAGGGGCUGCAGCAUCACUGCUGGGUGACUCAGGUGCGCGGCUUCCCAAGUCACCAGUGCAGUGAGACUGCCGGGUUUUUAAUGAGCUGCAGGCCUUCUGACCGCAGGCCAGUUCCUUCUAGCUCCUCUGUCCUUGGUGAGGGUGGAGGAGUAAAGCUUCUAAAGCGCUGCCCUAGUGCCGUGCGUAAGGAAGGUGGUGCCGCAGGGGCUGUUUUACUCGGUACCCCAAAUAGGCUGAAGGACUCUUCCUUUUCUGUUACGGUUUUCGGUUGCAAGCUGAAACCGUUUUGCUAUUUUUGGAACGCUUGUUGUACUCUCUUAUCAUUUCUUUCAAUUUCUGUAUGUUUCGUCAGGGGAAAGUCUUCCAGAACUAUCACUUUUGAGCAGUUUAAGGAAGCUCUUCAGGAACUCUCCAAGAAGCGGUUUAAAGACAAGAGCGAUGAGGAAGCGGUUCAAGAAAUACAUAAACUAAUUGAAGGCAAGGUCCCGAUUAUAUCUGGAGUAACGAAAGCCAUUUCAUCUCCAACUGUAUCACGCCUUACAGAUACAUCAAAAUUCACGGGUUCUCACAAAGAGAGGUUUGAUCCAAGUGGGAAAGGAAAAGGCAAAGCGGGCCGAGAAGAUCUGGUGGAUGCUUCAGGAUACGUAUCCGGCUAUAAGCACGCAGGCACAUACGAUCAUAAAGUGCAAGGAAGCAAGAGGAGUCACGCGCACACAGGAGGAAGGUUUUAGAGUUUAACUUCUCAGGUGGCUAGCGCGGGGUGUGAGCGAGACCAGCACACUCAUAAGAUAGAAGGCAUACAACGGAGCUGGGAAUGGGGACUGAGCCAAGCUGACACGAAGAGGCUGAUGGCACUAGUUGGGGUUCUGCCAGCGUCUAUUUUGCAUUACUUGGACAAUAUAAAAUCCCUGCUAGAACUGAAGCACUUUGUAUGGACCUGAUUGAUGCAAAGGUUUUUCGAUAACACAGUAAGCUUUGGAUCAAGACUUGAGAAGAUUCUUUAGAUAGCAGUAUUUUAUUGUGAGGAACACACUCCUUUAUUUCUUCUUCUUUUCUUCAGUUAGAAAGUUUCAAAACCCAAUCAGAUGGAGGCAUGAAAAGAAGUCAUUCUGAUACAAGAAUGAAGGAGGGAGGUUGUGGCUGAAAAGACAUUACCUUGGAAAGUUUUUUUCCUUUUUAUUUUACUUGGCUUGGAGGAUAUGUGCUGUGAAAUGAAAGCACCACAGGCAGCCAUGUAUUCAGGCUUCAGCCACCAUCAUAAGCUCGUACUUUCGCAUUAAUAUCUGUGGGAAGUUAAAAGCCUGAAUACUAGCUUGAAUUUAGCCAUACUCAGUUUCAGGUCUGUGGGAGAGCUAGGCAAAGUGGCCUAACCAUCAUUUUGUUGUUUGUUCAUCUGCCAUUUUCCGUACUCUGAGGACGGCAAGUCCUGCUGGUCCCUCGGAGAUGACCGGCAGGAUGUAGUGGAGGAGGUGCAGGAGGAGACUCAUUUCACCUUCUGAAGCAUUGUAGAGUAUACGCUCUUCUCAUGCACCAUUGCUGAAGACUGUACCUAAAUGGCAUGUCCCAAGUAAGGACACGUCCCCUAAGAGGUUUACGCUUCUAUCCUUUUUCUGGGCAUCUAAACUCGUUCCAUCUAACUAUCCAGUCUGAUUUGCAGCAUCUUAUACUACCCAGUACUCUUUUAUAUGGCAUCUUCUAUAAAAACCCUAUUUUCUUCAUGUCUUUGCUUUCACUUACAGUUGAACAUGCAUAAGAUGAUUGAGACAAAUGUGAUCAGGUAGUUCAGGUAGAUGACAGCAAUAACUGUCUUUAAAAACAAACUCAAAUUACACAGUUCACUUAAAAUUAAACCCUUAAAGACUAGGACAAAACCCAGUUUUAUCUAUGUCUCCACAGAGACUUAACCUUAUGCACUGUCCAUGACUGUCAAGCCUUUGCAGGACUGAGGACAAGAAAUAAAAAUGCUGACUGAGACAAAGGAAUAAUCCUAGUUUUUUUAAAAAUGAUUUGUAAGUUUUAAAUAAAAUAUGCUGAAGUCAAAUGGUUUUUCUUAUUAGUGCUCGUUUACUAACUCCCUCUAAUCACUCUCUGUGCUUUAGUUACUUUUGGAGAUUAUCCCAACAGUCAAUAUCUAUAUGGAAAAAUCAGUAGCAAAAAUUAUUAUCCUAUUCUUUAUGGCUAUCAAAGCUAUCAUAAUAACCUUACUGAAAAACAGACAAAAAAUACAUUGUUUCAACAUUUCUUUGUGAACAAUUGUCAUUAAUUUUAAUAAAUAUUUGGAAGAACAAAUAAAGGGAAUAUUGAACUUUGGACAGUCUGGUCAAGACUAAGCCACUCUUUUAAAAAAACACAAGAUUUCUUAUCAAUGAUACAAAUAUCUUUUUUUUAUCUUUUUCUUUGGGGAAGGGGAGGGAAGAUUUCCAAACUGCUCGCAUGUCACAACUUAUGUUUUCCAUCAGCACAAAGAUUAUCCUUCAGAGAUAUUUUGGAUUAAAGUAUGAUAUUUUCCAUGUAUUUUACUGACCUUACCUAAACUAAAAAUUCUUCUAGCAGCUUUUUGGAAUCAUAGAAAGCUUUCUUAAUGAAAUUAACAUUUCCAUUAUGCGUAUUUCCCCUCUCUUGGGUCAAUUGAUAUAAUCUUUACGGCAGCUAGACUUUUGUAGGUAACCCAGAACUAAAA
Messenger RNA from Struthio camelus australis, 2873 nucleotides. The record is from RefSeq and is a predicted model, not a curated record. NCBI's taxonomy places the organism in Eukaryota, Metazoa, Chordata, Aves, Struthioniformes, Struthionidae.